Messenger RNA from Gymnodraco acuticeps, 7624 nucleotides. It is a transcript of the gene mtus2a, whose product is annotated as microtubule associated tumor suppressor candidate 2a. Lineage: Eukaryota; Metazoa; Chordata; Actinopteri; Perciformes; Bathydraconidae. The coding region runs from base 385 to 4659 and encodes 1424 amino acids. Gene Ontology annotation, molecular function: microtubule binding. Gene Ontology annotation, cellular component: cytoplasm; nucleus. The transcript is spliced from 17 exons. The record is from RefSeq and is a predicted model, not a curated record.
AUCUCUCUCUCUCUCUCUCUCUCCUUGCACUGCGAGUCAGAAAGAGAGAUAGAGAGAGAGUGGACACACACGCGUUGUGUUUCGUUUCGCAACUCCACUGCAUAUGACCUGUAUUCUUGGAUGAUUCAACACCAGAGAAACCUGAAGAUUGAAGAGACCCCCAUCUGCUCAAAGACAGCUUUGUUAACUCAUAGUCAAUGCAAGAUAAGUGGCAAGUUAAAGUGAAACUGCUUCCUUGAGAUGACAUUUUGUCCUUGGAACAAUCGAGUGAAGGGCCAUCAUUACACAGUUUCUGAAGACGAGAGACAGGGAACCCUUGUGACUCCCUAAAUGGACUCAGCACCCUGUAGGUGUCUUUGAGCGUGCAAAAAGAAUCGAUCGAACAUGAGCAUCCCAACUGGUUUCCAGGGACUUCGGGUCAAUGUUGAAAAAGGAGAAAAGAUUGGAAACAAAACCCAGAUCCAGUUUCCCCGAUCUGGGAAUGAUAAUGCUUAUCGAUUAUCUUCGACUACCGAUCAAGAAGGAAGAAGAUUGAUACAUGACACAGGAUAUAGCACAAGCUCCAUUCCUCCUUUGGUUUCACAACGUGAUUCCCUGGACAAGUUAGUGAUCUGGGGCUCCGAGCAGCGUUGUUUGGAGCCUGACCUCGAAAAGUUUGAGCUUUUGGACUGUCAGGAGAUACAUACAUUCUUGGGAAACAGAGAUCAGGACGAUGACGAUGGAGCAAGUUUGAGGGACGGAAGAGAUGACGGUCCCAUGUCCAUAUCCUCAAGCUCAACUGCCAGCUCUGCUUCGACCGGCGUGAGGAGAAAUGACAACGACAACAACAAAGUGGAGAGCAGAACACACCGGGACGCAGAGGUGCAGAAAAUGAUGGCCUGUCAUAGCACUGAAGACUUGGACAUAUGUGUGACAGGCUCAAUAGAGAAACGGGACAGCAGGUCAGGGAGAGACAGGGAGAGACGGAAGGGGGGUCUGAAGGAGUCCAAGUCUGAGACAAAUGUAUUCGUCUCCAGUCUGUCAGCUGUUUCUUUCAGCGGGAGUCUGUCAAAUGUGCUGGAUAGUGGCGGAGAGGCGCAGUCCCUCAUCUCUCUGUCCUACUCCAAGACCAACCCUUAUUCCCAUACAAACCAAACUACCUCAGCCCAGACCAGAACAAGGGCAGGCCCUGUGGAUGCCAACCAGAACUCCCCGCCACCGUAUUCUCAAGAGAAACACAACCAUCCUCAACUGUACAGGCAGGAUCAGAGACAAGAGGAUGUAGGUCAGUAUAGAAAUGGAUUGUCUUUUGACGGUGGGCUGGGCCAAAGGAGGAAGGCAGGAUUUGAGGAGAGGGUGCUGCCACCAAGACGACAGCAGCUUGUCAGACCCCUCUGUCAGACAGAGAUGGGAAGAUCCAGGAGCUUAGCAGAGCCCAACACUUAUCAAACUCAGACAGGGCAACCUUCUUCCCCCAACCCCUUCCCAGAUUCAAACAGGAAGUUUACAAAGUCAGCUUUACGUGAACCCUCAGAUUUCUCCAACCUGUACAACCCUACUGGAGUCUCACAGCCCAGGCAAAGCAACCAGGCACCUCCUCCUGUAGAAAAACAGCCUGCUACAACUGCAUGGCGAAAUUCAAGUCCUUCCACUAUUGAGAAGAGACCCCAGACUCAGUUCACAUACAGAAGGAAUUGCUCCAGUCCCAACAGGAUGGGGAUUGAUCCAAGGUCAUCUACCCCUCCCCACUCUCCUCUCAGGACACCCCAGGGUUCACCUCGCAGGGAACCCUCCAUGUUCCCCGUUUCCAGGAAUAUCCCUGGAGUGGUUCGACACCUCCCGUCAGGAUGCAACCCCACUGUAGCAACAUCAGCUCAGGGCUAUGGCAACAGUUGCAUGAGAGCACCGGUGAAAACCAAUAUAAGCACAAGUGGAAUUCCCAAAGCGCCUCCUAACAACCAGCAGAGCUCCAGCCACAACCCCAAAGAGAGCUCCCCAUCACCUAAACUCAGACCCAAAGGAGUCCGGCCCAAAAUCAUUACCUCGGUCCGAAAGAAUCCUCAGUUUAAGCCCCAGGCUGCUGACGGACCUUAUCAGGUUUCCUCUCUACCAUCCAGGCUGUCAGCGUACACACACGGCCAAACAGCCACUUCCUGUAAAGACAAUACAAAUGACCACUCCAAGCCAGACUCAGACACCAGAGGACCCCCAGUGCUCAGUGCCUCCAAUCUGCUUUAUGACAAAUACCGCCAAGACAUGCAGACAAACAUCUAUCCAUCAGGAAUAAUGAGCAGGAGUAUCAGGCCGCCCGGACACACACACACCGUCCCGCCUGCACACACACACAGCCAUUCAGCACCCCCGAAGCUAGGCAGCAAAGCAGACUCCUUCUACAGGGCACCAUCAGAGGUUGGACGGUCUGCCAGUUUCAAAGUGAGUUCUGGUGAGGACGCGCUGCAGUCCCGCACGGCUGCCCAGGCGGGGGGGAGCGGCAGCCUCCUGCGCGCGGGGCGGGGGAUGCGUCUCGGUCUGGGAGCUGUCGCCAGGACGACCACGUGCUCAGCCAAGGGCAGAGUACCCGUUCAAGGUCAGAGGUCAACACUGGUCUUCAGCCAGCCAGUCCAACCUGUCAACCCAGCAAGCACUCAGAAAAUCCAAGAUUACACAGAAGAUGAGGUUUUCACCCAUCUUGCUCCUCCUCCUGCUCCAGUGUCAGCAGCCCAGCCACAAGCCGUGGCCUCCAGAUCUCUGAUGCCCAAAGUGAGCCAGUCCGGCCUUCGCCCCCCCGGCUUCAGCUGCAGCCGUCUCCCCGCCGGCCGCCUGGCAGCGUUCGGCUUCGUCCGGAGCUCCAGCGUGUCGUCCGCCUCCUCCGCCCACUCUGCUGAGAGCUCACAGAGUGACUCCUGCAGGACCGCUCACCGUCUGAGUGUGAGCGAGGAGCCCCCCCUCCACAGAGUGACCACCAGCCCUCCGUCCACAGACCACCAGAGGGGGGUCCCAUGUCGCAGCCAGAGCCUCCAGCCGCCCUCCACCCCCGCCCUGCCCCGACGCUUCCUGCCCGCCCCGCCAAGAAGCUCACCUGGAGUUGUCAGGAAGGAGUUUCAGCGGAGUUCAGAAGUCACUCGUUCUCUCCCCUCCUCCCCAAAGAGGCUAGCGGUGGUUCCUCCCAAACCUCAGUCCCCGGUCCAGUCUGGGCAGCGGCCCGCAGCAGCUGUGCGGGGGUCAGCUCCCCCGGGCAGGAACAGCAGGAGAGCCUGCAGAGAGAGAAAGAGGAGGCUCAACAGAAAGAGAGGGAAAGACAAGCAGAGGAGAGAGAAAAAGAAAAGGGAAGGGAGGAGGUCAGUAACUGAGAGAAUGCUGCAGGGACGCUGUGCGCAGCAGGAGAGGCAGCUGGGAGCUCUGAGAAAAGAACUGAAGAAGACUUCCUUGGGUCUGGAAGCCUUCAUCAUCACCACUCAGCAUUACUGCCUCAAGAAUAAAACCACAAAAGAAAAUCAAAGAAAAUUGUCCUUGGAAAUGCAAAUGAUCCGAGAGGAAAUGGCGUCCAACUCAGCGCGCUGGGAGAGACUCCACCGGGAGAAGACGGCGCUGGAGGAGGCGUUUGAGCGAGAGCUGACUGAGCUGCAGCUGCAGCAGGAGGCCGAGCUCGCCGCCGUGGAGGAGGGGCUCAGGAAGGGUCACUCAGCCGAGGCCGAACACCUGAAGGAGGAGCAUCGCUCGGAGAUGGAGGAGCUGAGGACUCAGCAACAAGAACAGGUGGAGGAAAUAACUGUCAACCACCAGGCAGCCGUUCAAGAGCUCAGAGACAUGCAUAACAUCACCAUGGCAACGCUGCACGAGGAGCACGCCCGCACCAUGAGAGACUUAAGAAAAGCUCAUGAGCAACAGAAGAUGCUUCUAGAGGAGGAUUUUGAGAAACUCCAGCUUGCUCUACAGGAUCAAGUGGAUACCCUCACAUUUCAAAACGAAACUCUGAAGAACAAAGCCAAACGCUUUGAGGAAGCUUUGAGGAGGAGCACAGACGAACAGAUAGUUGAUGCUUUGGCUCCAUACCAGCACAUUCAGCAAGAUCUAAAGAGCUUAAAGGAGGUUGUGGAAAUGAAGAACCAGCAGAUCCACCAGCAAGAGAAAAAGAUCUCGGACCUGGAGAAAGUGCAGGCCCAAAAGAACGUGUUCCUUGAGGAGAAGGUGAAGGUUCUACAGCAGCAGAAUGAAGAUCUCAAGGCUCGUAUUGACAAUAACCGAAGCCUUUCCCGGCAACUGUCAGAGGAGAACGCUAACCUCCACGAUUCGGUGGAGAAGGAGAGCACUGAGAAAAAGAGGCUUAGUCGCAACAACGACGAGCUUCUGUGGCGUCUGCAAACCAGCCCCCUCAUUUCCCCUGCCUCCUCCCCUCUGCACCGCUCCUUCUCCACCUCCCCGGUCCCCUCAUCCUCUUUCUUUUCCUCCUCACCUGUCGCAGGGUGUGACUCUCCCACCCACUGCCAUGGCUGUCAGCAGCAGGCUCAAUACUGCUCCCCAUCCCACAGAGCCAAUCAAAAUCUCUCCCCUGGACCAGGGACACCCACUCACAGGGCAGCGACCAAUCAGAAUUACUCCCCUGGCCCGGCCACGCCCACACACAGAGUGUCACCCAAUCACUGUAACUCAGCCGCUUGCGUCGGCUCUUUUCAGAGAUAAACUCACAUGUCUGUAUUUAAUUUCUCUUUUAUUUCCAUGAUGUUUGAAUGUGAGUGGCAUUUAAUUAAGUACAUGUUGGAGAAAAACAAAGCACCGUGGUCUCUUGUCGUCUCGGGACAUUCUGGGCAGACAUUAAUUAUCAAAGCCCGAAGAAGUUCUCGACAGCUGGUGUUGUCCAUCAAGUGAAACACAACAUUAACACACGUAAAUAUUGAAAACUGAUACAUUCUCUGUCCCCAAUGCCUGCUUGUAUAGAUCCAAAGUCUUGAAACGCAGACUGUACAUACUGUAUGAUAGUGACACAGAUCAACAUGUAGUGAAACCUCCCUGCACAGUCCCGUAAACACAGAAACAGUACAGAUGGAAAGUGGCACACUCAUCCCACCAGAACACAAUCAUCUGGUGUUUUAAACAACAUACUCAAUAGAAAAUAAGCUAUACUCUCAUUGGGAUAAGUUUCCCAAAUGUUCCCCCCAACAAAGCGCCUUAUACUCAGUCCUGCUAUUUCACCGGCAGAGAACGACCAAGAUUUGAUUUCAUAAAGGACUAUAGGAUAAAUAAUUGGUCUGUAAAGCAAUGAUUUUCAGCCUCAAGGUGUAUUUGACAUCUUGAUAUUAGUUCAACACUGAUUACUUGUGUGGAACGACCAAACCUGGAACCCCAGCCAUUUGAUCUGCUUUUUGCCAGGUCUUCCUACAGCGUCGUGUCACAUGAGCUACUCUCCUUUGGGAUCCCUCAGGUCAACUUGCAAAAACUACGUUUUGCCGUUUUGUAUUUACCUCAGCGGGAAUGUGCAGUCUGUUUUGUCCGUGGCUCAACAGCACCAACAAUUACAACUUAAACACACAGCUACCAGGGAGCUCAAAACGAAGGGAGGAACAACUAACACAGGAAUUGCUGUUUUAAAUGUUGUUUAAAAUGUGAUGUUUAUAUCUUAUUUAUUUGUUACAUGUGUUUUGCUUAGGCAAGCAUGUACUGUGAAGGUCUUCCAGUUUUAAUGUGAAAAUGAUUAUUGCUCUGUUUAUUUAUUAAGCUUGAGGUGUGGAGGAAACGAACAGUGUUUGUAACUGAAAAUAUCACCUAUGGGACACAAGUGGAAUAUGUGAUGUACCCGAGGAAAAAGGAGAUAUACUAACUUGUUGUCAUCACACAUACAUAGGUGGGACUGUCUUAUGAUGUAAUAUAGGUCUAUAAGCUAUGUAGGUUAAACAAAACACAGGUUAACUAUCUGUUUACCUUUUUAUGACUAGUGUGGCAAAGAUUAGUGUCGCCCUUUCUCAACCUCUUCAUAACCUCUACUGGUUUAUUUAUCUCAAUGACUCUUUUUAUCUUUUGAGUAUAAAGUUCAGGCUACACUGAUAUUUUUCAAGAAAUAUUGUUCAGGGAAUUACUUUCUAAAUUUAGAUAGGAAAUUAUUUUAUAUAACUUAUCUACAGAACAUUAUAAACUCAAUAUCAUUUUCCUCUUACUGUAUAUGAAAUGCUAUAGAGAAACCAGCCUUUGGAAUAUUAAACAAAUUAUUUUAUAGCAUACAGUUUGUCAUAGCUGCCUCGUACUCUACUAACUCACGUACCCUCAGGGUCCUAAUUACUCUUCUGGCUUUUGCAUUGACAACUGCAGUGUUACACAGUGUUAUCUCAGUGAUUUAAUCGCACAUGGACAAACAAAGCUGUUCAAAACACACAUGAAAUUGAGCCGCUGUAAAUAAACAAGGCCAGUUUGUAGGGAUUAGGGUAAAUCUGUGUUGGCAGUCAUGGCAACAAUGCUAAUUAGAGGAUGGUUUAGGGUUUAUCGCUUUUUUGGGUUAAGUUACAGGUUGGGUAAAUGUAACCUUGCCAGCAUGUAGAGAAUGACGUUUAUGUGUUGUGGAUUUUUAAUUGCUAUACCAGCACUUUUGACGGCCGUGAAAACAUAUUUUUCAUGGAUCUUCAAGAUGUUUUUGUAUGACACUCACACAGGGUUGAAUACUCUUAACACGAAAGAAUGUCAAUUACAGCAUAAGAUUUGAGAAAAUGUAUCUCGAUUGUCACUUAUUUUAUACCUACACUGAUGAUUUUUGAGAAUGUCUUUGCAUAACGAUCAAUUUAAAAAAUAUACCAGUCAGAGAGUCACUGUGUUUUCAAAUGUUUUUAGAAAUGCUGUUCUCCUACGUCAUUGAAGGAUUCUUAAGGGUCCUCUGAAAGGUAACGUCAAGCUCAACAAAGCUGCAAGAAUGCAACAGAAGCUAUUGUUUACAAAUGACUGGGUAAAGUCACAGAUUUCUUAUUAAUUUAAUAUUUCACCUUUGAAUGAUGAUAACUAAACAAAGAACUGGUAUUGUAAUGACCCUUCAAUGUGUCCUGUGGACAUCUCUGUCUCACUAUGCGCUGAAUGUCAAACAUGUAAUGACUGCAUUUUAUACGAGUCAGUCAUGUGAUUUUAUCAGAAGGACUCUCGUCUGACCACUAUGUAGCAGCCAUUUAAUAUGUAGCACUUGUAGAGCCUCCCCACAAGAAACAUGGGUAAUUGACCUUAUCCAUUAGGGAUUAAAACGACCAUGUUUAUGUUUAACUGCUCUCGUAGCAAAUAUUCCCAUGGCUUGUCAACUUUCAGCACUACAAUUUGAAUUUAUGGAGGUAAGCUAUAUAAUUAACCUUUAUAGAUUUGGUCCAGAGACAACGUUUGCUGAAUUAGUUUGUUUUGGUACUGAUUGUAUGUUUGAAUGUAAAUACAUUUACGACAUGAGUAGUGUCUUAGUGCACCAACGAAGUAAUAGAAGCAUGUUUUUUCUGUCUUUACUGUUUCUUGUUCUCCCUUUCACUUAUUUUUACCUCUCUGCAUCUGUGGUGUCAAAAUGUAACCGUAGCGUAGGAGGCCGGGAGGACGGGGAAUGAGAUAGUUCAACAUGUAAUGUAUACGAAGUGUGUUGAUGCUUUGAUUUCUACUUUUUUGGGGAGAACACAGUAUUAAAAGAUAUUCAAGAAAA